This is a messenger RNA of Malassezia vespertilionis, 927 nucleotides long. RefSeq lists its product as uncharacterized. The transcript has a single exon. The record is from RefSeq and is a predicted model, not a curated record. Bases 1 to 927 code for a protein of 308 amino acids. Lineage: Eukaryota; Fungi; Basidiomycota; Malasseziomycetes; Malasseziales; Malasseziaceae. Gene Ontology annotation, molecular function: hydrolase activity.
AUGCCGGACCUUGUACGCAAACUCUUUCUUUUCGUGAUCGUGAACAUUAUCCGCAUCAUCGAUGCGUUUAUUCUCUUUUUCACCGCACACAAGCGCCCUCUUGUACAAGGCGUGCGCGUGGAGCGAAUCAAGAUUCCCUCGCGGGACAGGUGCCGCUCUAUCGCAGCGCUCAAGUACACGCCCGAGGGCGCAACUGGAAAAUUGCCCGUUUAUUUGAGCUGGCACGCUUCAGGUUUCAUGCUCAAGCGUCUUGGUAUUGACAGGCACAUGCACUCGCUCUUUUGCAAGGAGCUGAACACGGUCGUGAUCGAUGCAGCCUAUCGGAAAAGUCCCGAGCACAAGUUUCCGGCAGCACAUCAGGAUGCUGAGGAUGUAUUGCUUUGGGUAAUUGCAAGCAUGGAUCAGUUUGACACUUCCAAAAUCGUUCUGGGUGGCUCGAGCGCCGGCGGAAACAUUGCAUUGAACAUGUCUGUACGAUUCUACCCUAGGAUCAAAGGGUGUUUUGCGCUGUAUGCAUCCACGAUGCUGGUUGUCGGCCAGAGGCGCAGGGCACCGAAUCCAAAUUACAAGAGCGGCGUCGUACUGAGCAGGCUCGGUUACAGGUUGAUCGGCGCUGCGCAUUUCUCAACCUACGAAGAGUACAAUGACCUUCGUUUCAAUGCAAUCAAUGCAGACACCCGGAUGUUUCCAGACUACAUGCUCUUUGCAUGCGGGGAUGCGGACAGCUUGUACAGUGACAGCAAGCAUCUAUUUGAAAAGGUACAGUCGGAGGGCUCCAAGACGCAGCGCGCACACACCGAAUUCCUUACAAUUCCCAACGAAGCUCACGAAUUUAACAAUAUUCCAAGGCACCCCGAUUCCUAUGUAGCACGCGACAAGCUUUACGCUGCCGCCAUCGACAUGAUUCGUGCUGCACAAGCUUCUUAG